AUGUUCAAUGCCAUCAACGGUCUCGGCGGCGCGGGGCAGAUAGAAGAUGACGUGGAAGCGAGUGCUGCCUCAAAUUCCGCACUGUACGCUACUUUCGCUGUUGUUGGCUUUUUCGCUGGCACCGUCGUCAAUGCCCUCGGUAUCAGGAUUGCGCUCUCGUUUGGUGGUCUUGGAUAUUGCGUCUACAUCAGCUCGUACCUGUACUACAACCACGUUCACAAGGAUGGCUAUGUUGUCUUCGCUGGCGUAUUGCUCGGCUGCUGUGCAGGUAUUCUCUGGUCGGCUCAGGGCGCGAUCAUGAUGUCCUAUCCUACAGAAAAGGUCAAAGGUCGAUACAUCUCUUGGUUUUGGAUAAUAUUCAAUUUGGGUGCUGUUAUCGGCAGUCUGGGAGCAUUGGGUAUAAAUUUCCACGAAGUCGACUCGAAUGUUCCUGUUACCGACGGUACAUACAUUGCUAUUCUGGUUCUCACCUUCAUUGGAGCUUGCCUCUCCUGGACGCUGGUCGAUGCUAAGCACAUCAUACGUUCUGACGGUUCAAGAAUCAUCCUGAUGAAACACCCUACAUGGAGAAGCGAGAUCGUUGGGUUAUGGGAGACACUUCGAACUGACGUCUAUGUCAUACUGCUUUUCCCAAUGUUCUUUGCCUCGAACUGGUUCUACACUUAUCAAUUCAACGGUGUCAACCUACCACGAUUCAAUGUGCGUACUCGAGCACUUAACAGCGCUCUUUACUGGUUGGGUCAAAUGUUCGGAGCUCUUAUCUUUGGCUUUGCACUAGAUUUCCCAAACGUUAGGAGAACAAAUCGAGCGAAGAUAGCUUGGUUGGUCAUGUUCAUACUUACUUUCGCCGUCUGGGGCGGCGGGUAUGUCUUCCAGAUGCAGUACACCCGAGAUCACGCUCCGAGAAAGUACGAUUGGACAGACAAUGGCUUUAUUGGACCAAUGUUCCUAUACAUUACUUACGGUUUCUACGAUGCAGCAUGGCAAACUUGUGUAUACUGGUUCAUGGGCGCUAUUACGAACAACAGUCGCAAGCUUGCUAAUUUUGCAGGCUUCUACAAAGGGAUACAAUCCGCAGGUGCAGCCAUUAUCUGGAGUUUGGACAGAAGAAGGACACCGUAUAUGAACCUUUUUGCUUCAUGUUGGGUUCUGCUUGCAGGCAGUCUGAUCAUUGCGCUGCCAGUAAUGUUGCUUAAGAUCAAGGAUACUGUGCCCGUGGAGGAGGACCUCAAAUUCACAGACGAGAUUAUUGAAGACGUCAUGGGUCAGAGAAUGGUGCAUAAUCCUUCUCAUCGAUCAAGGUUUGAAUGA
Molecule: messenger RNA, 1311 nt
Organism: Lithohypha guttulata
Lineage: Eukaryota; Fungi; Ascomycota; Eurotiomycetes; Chaetothyriales; Trichomeriaceae
Exons: 3
Coding region: 1-1311 (436 amino acids)
Biological process (GO): transmembrane transport
Molecular function (GO): transmembrane transporter activity
Source: RefSeq, a predicted model, not a curated record